Molecule: messenger RNA, 1335 nt
Organism: Trametes versicolor FP-101664 SS1
Lineage: Eukaryota; Fungi; Basidiomycota; Agaricomycetes; Polyporales; Polyporaceae
Product: retinal short-chain dehydrogenase/reductase
Exons: 10
Coding region: 101-1228 (375 amino acids)
Molecular function (GO): oxidoreductase activity, acting on the CH-OH group of donors, NAD or NADP as acceptor
Source: RefSeq, a predicted model, not a curated record
CUCGACCACAUCCACCGUCAGUUGCUGUGCGACUGCCACCUCAUCUCUUUUCUACUCGCGUUUUUCUGGGCUUGAAGCUUCUGCUGCUGUAUUCUGAGCUAUGUCGCAAUUCGCUGACUUCGGAAACCCCGUCUACGACACUUUCGACCUUGAUCUCCUGGUCAAAGUACUCGCGCACACUGCCUUCAGCCCUUUCUUCACGUUCUUUAUCCCCGUGUUCUACUACUUCCAGGGCGCGCGCUGGCCGGCGCCCGUGGUGGUCAUUCCCGCCGUCUACAAUCUCGCGCUCUGCGUCUUCUGGUUCUUUAGAUGGUACUCGCGGCUCUAUCGUAACCAGGGCAGCCUCCUCCACGGACCAGCUCGGCUUGAUUGGGGCGAGCAGCUUGUGGUCAUCACUGGAGGUGCUUCGGGGCUGGGGGAGCUCGUCGCGAACACGCUUGCGGUCCGCAAUGUGCUCGUGGUCGUCCUCGACGUGAAGCCGAUCCAGACGGAGAACCACAACAUCACGUACUACAAGUGCGACGUGUCAAAAUGGGAAGAAGUCGAGGCCGUCUCGAAGCAGAUUGUCGAAGAGCUCGGCCACCCGACAAUGCUUAUCAACAACGCAGGGGUCGUUCAGGGCAAGGCUAUACUUGACCUGACGCCAGAGGAUGUCCAGCAGACAUUCGCGGUGAACACACUCGCUCAUUUCUGGACUUUGAAGGCGUUCCUUCCUCAAAUGAUCAAAGAAAAGACCGGCCACAUUAUGAACAUCUCGUCAGCUGCUGGCAUGGUCGGCAUGGCACGCCUCACCGAUUACGGCGCAUCCAAGGCUGCGCUCAUCAACCUCCACGAGUCGCUCAGAUACGAGCUGGAUCACAUAUACAACGCCCCCGAAGUCCGGACAAGCCUGCUCAUCGCCGGCCACAUCAUGACGCCGCUCUUCGCGACCGCCCGCCACCCCAAGUCCUUCCUGUACAGGUUCUUCUUCCCAAGCCUGGCGCCGGUGGACGUCGCGAAGGCAGUCAUUGCCGCGUUGGACGAGCGGCACUCACAGGUGGUGUACCUGCCGUUCUACGCCAACUUUGUGCCUCUGCUGCACAUGUUCCCGAGCUUCCUGCGCGACUUGGCUCAAUGGAUUACUGGCUGCGACUACGCCCUGCAAGACUUUGUGAAGCUGUCGGGACGGAGGCCCGAGGAAGGCCCUGCUCCCUUUGUAUCGAUGCGCGAGCGUGAUCGCGUCGAGUGAAAUGUAACCUCGCCCCCACUGUGCGGUGCCCCGUUGUUCUCCUUGAAGUCCCUCUCGCUGUGAAUGGUGCUUAUGUAUUGGUGUAAUCUAUUGGAUCGUGGUCUCUC